UUCAGACACAAGUGUAAAAACCCCCAUAGUCUGACUUCUCCAUACAAUGCAGCGCUUUUGAGGAGAUAUGGUCUUCACGAUUUGACAGAGAGACAGCUUUUCCAGCUGUUACUGCAGAAUGACCCUUAUCUGCUUCCCGAGAUCUGCCCACAUUACAACAAGGGCAACGGCCCGUAUGGUUGCUGCAAGUUCACCACUUCCUGCACAAAGCUUCAUGUCUGCCAGCACUAUCUCCAGGGAGACUGUAAGUUCGGCUCUUCGUGUAAGAGAGCCCAUAAAAUUGACGCUAAUCCAACGAAGAUCUUCAAUGGAUUCAGUCAGGAGAAUAUUAAAAACCUUCAUGAGAUCUACAGAAAUAAAUUCAUCAUCACGGGUCAGCGGGAGAGACGGGCUACUGCUGCUCCAGUGUUGCCAGAGGUGAAAAUCACCACUCCUAAGCCUUCACACAGCAGCCCUGGAUCCCCCACCAGUUCUGCUUGCCCAUCUACACCCAUGAGCGAUGCUGAUAGGAAUGAAAUCUGCCUCUUCUUCAUUCGCAGACACUGCAGCUUCAAAGAGAAGUGUGCUCGUGUCCAUUGGCACCUACCUUACCGAUGGCAGGUUUUAGACCGUGAUGGUGUGACCUGGAAGGACCUGCCAAACAUGGAAGACAUUGAGAAGGCCUAUUGUGACCCACAACAUGACACAAGCUGCACGGAUCAACCGUCGCCCACCUUAGGGAUUUUUAGAUUUCUGUCUUUGCAAAGCUCUGCAGCCUCUGUUGAGCAGUCUGUUGACUUCAUGAAAAUGACACAUGGAGAGUCUCCAGUUCGUCGCCUGUCCACUGCCUCUUCUGUCUCAAAGCCCCCUCACUUCAUUCUUACAACACAGUGGCUUUGGUACUGGAAGGAUGACAGCGGGAAAUGGCUGGAGUUUGGACAGGGUGACGGCAACACACCAGCCUCUGUCUCCUCUCAAACUCUGGAGAAUGUGUACCUUGCAGACAAAGAUACUGAGAUUCCUUUUGGUGCUGGCACACAGCAGUAUAUCCUGCACUUCAAAGGUGCAGCGGAAACACAGCAGAUGUAUCAGCAGAAUGUAAAAUACAAAACCAAGAGAGACGUCAGACGGAGACCUCGCUUUGUGUCUGCUCAUGAUGUGGAGGUGGCGCUGAAGGGUGCAUCUUCACACAGCUCCAGCUCUUCCACAGCUGAAAGUUUCCCACCAAACUGGGACAAGACUGCCCUACCGGAUUUUGGAUACAAGCUUGUACCUCUCUCCAAAUCUGCAAAGGAGUAUAAUAUGAUUUCGAUGUUGUUUAUGCGCACCAUGCCCCAGAGUAAAAUUAACAACAUCGAGAGGAUCCAAAACCCCUCUCUGUGGGAAAUCUUUCAGUGGCAGAAGGAGCAGAUGAAAAAGAAGAAUGAAGGGAAGGCUGUGAAUGAGCAGCACUUGUUUCAUGGGACAGACCAGUCCAUGAUUAAGGCAAUCUGUGAGCAAAACUUUGACUGGAGGAUGUGUGGUGUGCAUGGUACGGCAUACGGCAAAGGGAGCUACUUUGCCAGAGAUGCGUCCUACUCAGACAGAUAUGCCAGUGACAAAAGAAGACUGAGAAAGAUCAUGUUUGUUGCUCUGGUCCUGGUGGGGGAGUACACCAAGGGAAGCAGCAGCUAUGUUCGGCCCCCGCCAAAAGGAAGCAGCACAACCCUCUAUGACAGUUGCGUUAACAACGAGAGCAACCCCAGCAUCUAUGUUGUCUUUGAAAAACAUCAGAUUUAUCCAGAGUAUCUUAUCGACUAUUCAUAAAUCAAAGUUGCUGUCAUUUCAUUUUGUGAAGAUUUUGGUCUGGAUGGUAUUUUACUUUUGACUGGAAGCAGCUAGUGGCUUUGUUAGAUGUUGGUGGGGUUUUACAGCAACAGCAGAACUAUUCAGAUCCUAUAUUGAUGUUAUAGUAGUAAUACUACAAUGUAAAUUUGCAAUUAAAGGUUUUAUCAACAAAAUAUACUUGGUGUCAAAAGUAAAAGUACUCUUUAUGGAGCAGAGUGGCCUCUCUGAGUGUAAAUAUUAAAUACCACAUUAUGCGUUUUCAAUAAUGAUCCAAUAAACAGUUGAGCUUGAGCUAUAGCAAUGCAUUAGAUUUUAUAAACUCAUAAUUACAAUACAGUUACAAAGUGUUCCUCUGUAGGGGGAUAUAAGUGGAAGGUGGGAUAAAAUUAAGUAUUCAAUGGGAUGUUUAAGUGUGAUUAUUAAAGCACAUUCUGAUGAAUUUGUAAUGUCAGAAAAUACAAUAAAAAUAUUUUCCUUGA
Micropterus dolomieu (smallmouth bass) is the source of this 2285-nucleotide messenger RNA. RefSeq names its product protein mono-ADP-ribosyltransferase PARP12-like. Gene Ontology annotation, molecular function: NAD+ poly-ADP-ribosyltransferase activity; metal ion binding. The transcript is spliced from 10 exons. The record is from RefSeq and is a predicted model, not a curated record. The annotation marks the transcript as partial. Lineage: Eukaryota; Metazoa; Chordata; Actinopteri; Centrarchiformes; Centrarchidae.